Molecule: messenger RNA, 7015 nt
Organism: Cavia porcellus (domestic guinea pig)
Lineage: Eukaryota; Metazoa; Chordata; Mammalia; Rodentia; Caviidae
Gene: Atp11a
Product: ATPase phospholipid transporting 11A
Exons: 30
Coding region: 145-3717 (1190 amino acids)
Biological process (GO): phospholipid translocation
Cellular component (GO): endoplasmic reticulum; recycling endosome; plasma membrane
Molecular function (GO): ATPase-coupled intramembrane lipid carrier activity; ATP binding; magnesium ion binding
Source: RefSeq, a predicted model, not a curated record
CUGCUCAGAGCGCGGGACGCAGGAGCGCGGGGCUCGCGCGCAGCGGGGAUCGCGCCGGCCGGGCGUGAGUGCCGCGGGCCGGGCAUGAACGCCGAGGGCCGGGCGCCGCCUCCGCCGCGCGCCGGGCCUUGACCGGGCAGAGUCAUGGACUGCAGCCGGGCGCGGGCGCUCGUGCGCCGCUUCUGCGCCGGGGAGGAGGACUGGGUAGACAGCCGCACCAUCUACGUGGGACAUAAGGAACCCCCGCCGGGCGCCGAGGCCUACAUCCCGCAGAGAUACCCGGACAACAGGAUCGUCUCCUCCAAGUACACAUUUUGGAACUUCAUACCUAAGAACUUAUUUGAACAAUUCAGAAGAAUUGCCAACUUCUAUUUUCUCAUCAUAUUUCUUGUACAGCUCAUCAUUGACACACCCACGAGCCCAGUGACCAGUGGCCUCCCGCUCUUCUUCGUCAUCACCGUCACGGCCAUCAAGCAGGGCUACGAAGACUGGCUGCGCCACAAGGCGGACAACGCCAUGAACCAGUGCCCCGUGCACUUCAUCCAGCAUGGCAAGCUAGUGCGCAAGCAGAGCCGCAAGCUGAGGGUUGGGGACAUCGUCAUGGUCAAGGAGAAUGAGACCUUUCCCUGUGACUUGAUCUUCCUGUCCAGUAACCGGGGCGAUGGCACCUGUCACGUGACCACUGCCAGCUUGGACGGGGAGUCAAGCCAUAAAACUCACUAUGCCAUCCAGGACACCAAGGGCUUCCAUACUGAGGAGGAUAUCGAUGCCCUGCACGCCACCAUUGAGUGCGAGCAGCCGCAGCCUGACCUCUACAAGUUUGUUGGACGCAUCAAUGUUUACAGCAACCUCAGCGACCCCGUGGUGAGGCCACUGGGGUCUGAGAACCUGCUGCUGAGAGGAGCCACCCUCAAGAACACAGAGAGGAUCUUCGGGGUGGCCAUCUACACAGGCAUGGAGACCAAAAUGGCCUUGAACUACCAGUCCAAGUCCCAGAAACGAUCUGCUGUGGAGAAGUCCAUGAACGUGUUCCUCGUCGUGUACCUCUGCAUCCUCAUCAGCAAGGCGUUGGUCAACACCGUUCUCAAGUACGUGUGGCAGAGCGAGCCCUUCCGUGACGAGCCUUGGUACAACCAGAAGACCGAGUCGGAAAGGCAGAGGAACCUGUUUCUCAGAGCCUUCACUGACUUCCUGGCCUUCAUGGUCCUGUUUAACUACAUCAUCCCCGUGUCCAUGUAUGUCACCGUGGAGAUGCAGAAGUUCCUGGGCUCCUAUUUCAUCACCUGGGAUGAGGACAUGUUCGAUGAGGAGACUGGGGAGGGGCCACUGGUCAACACGUCCGACCUGAAUGAGGAGCUGGGUCAGGUGGAGUACAUCUUCACUGACAAGACGGGCACCCUCACUGAGAACAACAUGGCCUUCAAGGAGUGCUGCAUCGAGGGCCACGUCUAUGUGCCCCAUGUCAUCUGCAACGGACAGGUGCUGCCCGACUCUUCAGGCAUCGACAUGAUUGACUCAUCCCCAGGUGUCAGCAGCAGGGAGCGUGAGGAGCUCUUCUUCCGGGCUCUGUGUCUCUGCCAUACCGUCCAGGUGAAGGAUGAGGACCACGUAGAUGGCCCCAGGAAGUCGCCAGACUCGGGGAAAUCCUGCAUAUACAUCUCGUCCUCGCCUGACGAGGUGGCACUGGUGGAGGGGGUGCAGAGGCUGGGCUUCACAUACCUGCGGCUGAAGGACAGCUACAUGGAGAUCCUGAACAGGAACGGCGACAUUGAGAGGUUCGAGUUGCUGGAAGUCCUGAGUUUCGACUCCGUGAGGAGGCGGAUGAGUGUCAUCGUCAGGUCAACUGCAGGGGAGAUCUAUCUGUUCUGCAAAGGGGCAGAUUCCUCCAUCUUCCCACGGGUGAUUGAAGGCAAAGUGGACCAGAUCCGGUCCCGUGUGGAGCGCAACGCUGUGGAGGGGCUCCGCACACUGUGUGUGGCCUACAAGAGGCUCAUCCCCGAGGAGUAUGAGGGUGUUUGCGGGCUGCUGCAGGCUGCCAAGGUGGCGCUCCAGGACCGGGAGAAGAAACUGGCUGAGGCCUACGAGCAGAUAGAGAAGGACCUCAUUCUGCUUGGCGCCACAGCCGUGGAGGACCGGCUCCAGGAGAAAGCCGCGGACACCAUUGAGGCACUGCAGAAAGCAGGCAUCAAAGUCUGGGUCCUCACGGGAGACAAGAUGGAGACUGCAGCGGCCACCUGCUAUGCCUGCAGGCUCUUCCGCAGGGGCACGCAGCUGCUGGAGCUGACCACCAAGAGGAUCGAGGAGCAGAGCCUGCACGAUGUGCUCUUCGAGCUCAGCAAGACUGUGCUGCGCUGCAGCGGAAGCCUCACCAGGGACCACUUCUCAGGGCUUUCCACAGACAUGCACGACUAUGGGCUCAUCAUCGAUGGAGCUGCGCUGUCCUUGAUCAUGAAGCCCCGUGAAGAUGGGAGCUCUGCCAACUACCGAGAGCUCUUCCUGGACAUCUGCCGGAACUGCAGCGCUGUACUGUGCUGCCGGAUGGCACCCCUGCAGAAGGCCCAGAUCGUUAAGUUAAUCAAAUUUUCCAAAGAGCACCCGAUCACACUAGCCAUCGGUGAUGGCGCAAAUGACGUCAGCAUGAUCCUAGAGGCCCACGUGGGCAUUGGUGUCAUUGGGAAGGAGGGCCGGCAGGCCGCCAGGAACAGUGACUAUGCAAUCCCGAAGUUCAAGCACUUGAAGAAGAUGCUGCUUGUGCACGGGCAUUUUUAUUACAUUCGGAUAUCCGAGUUGGUGCAAUACUUCUUUUAUAAGAAUGUCUGCUUCAUUUUCCCCCAGUUUUUGUACCAGUUCUUCUGCGGGUUUUCACAACAGACUUUGUACGACACUGCAUACCUGACCCUCUACAACAUCAGCUUCACCUCCCUCCCGAUCCUGCUCUACAGCCUGAUGGAGCAGCAUGUGGGUGUGGAUGUACUCAAGAGGGACCCGUCCCUGUACAGGGACAUUGCCAAGAACGCGCUGCUCCGCUGGCGAGUGUUCAUCUACUGGACGUUCCUGGGGGUGUUCGACGCCCUGGUCUUCUUCUUUGGUGCUUAUUUCAUGUUUGAAAACACGACCGUGACCAGCAAUGGGCAGAUAAUGACCACCAACUCACACAUGAUGUUUGGGAACUGGACCUUCGGGACACUGGUGUUUACUGUGAUGGUAUUCACGGUCACACUGAAGCUCGCUCUGGACACACACUACUGGACGUGGAUAAACCACUUCGUCAUUUGGGGGUCGCUGCUCUUCUACGUUGUCUUCUCCCUACUCUGGGGAGGAAUCAUCUGGCCGUUCCUCAGCUACCAGCGGAUGUACUAUGUGUUCAUCCACAUGCUGUCCUGUGGGCCCGCCUGGCUCGGCAUCCUCUUGCUCAUCACCGUCAGCCUCCUGCCCGACAUCCUCAAGAAGGUCCUGUGCAGGCAGCUGUGGCCCACGGCGACAGAGAGAACCCAGAACACACACUGUCCAGACAGCAGUCCAGAGCUCGCCCCCGCUGCCUCUCUGCAGAGCCCAGGUGCUCUGGGCCCCAGGCCCACAGCCGCACUACGUGAUGCCCCAACCAGGAAGGUGCCGUGCGUGCUCUGGAGGAGUGAGGAGUACGCUGUGCUCCUGCCAACCCGGGCCUCACCUGUCACUGUCACAGUCCCUGCAUUCUGUCGGGACGCGCCCACGUAAUAGGGUACCCGGGGCAGACCUGGGGUGUGUAUGUGUCUGCCUGCCUUGUCUGUGGGGAGGCAAGGAUGGGUCACUCUGCUAUGAUCCCUGCUGGCCUCUCCUGGGCUCUGGUGUGGGACCUUCAGCCUGGUCCGCCCACUAUCCUCCACAUCUGCUGUGACUGCACAGAAAAGCCUAUUCCUGGCCACAGGACCAGUGACCUGCCCAGGGACCAUCCCACCCAUGGUCCACCUCGAUGACCACUGUGCCCUGCUCACAGUGCCCUGCUGCACCACCUCCUGCAGAGCUGCCACACUGCAAUCUGGGCAGCCAGCACCUUGGAUCCUCGAUACAUCUGUCCCUGGUCUACAGCCUUACUCUGCCAUGCACACGGUCCCUUUUAGGGAUCCUUUGGCCUGCUGAGCAGAGGCUGUCCUUGCAUGCUGGGGCCUUAGAGGGCUGGAGUCCCCUCUCACAUCACCUGCUGCCCUGUGGAGAGAAACUGUGUCCACGGCAGGCAGGCCUCAGCAGGAUCCUUGUGAUGUGCAGGACAGAUGUCAGCUCAUCUGCCUGGGGAGUGUUCGUUCCUCAGGCGCUGGGGCCUGUGAGGCACUCAGGCAGAUCUUUGGCAGUAGUGAGAUGGGCUCUGUCCCCACUGAGAGGUGGUCAGCCCCUCAGAGCCUGUCUCAGGCUGAUGUGGGCCCCAGUGCCACACACAGUCCACUGCUCAGCCACCUCGCCGUGUAAGCCCCCUGCAGGUGUUCAUGGGUCUGUCCUGGCAUAGGUUUGGCCAGGUCUUCUCUGAGGUGGACAAGCCAUUAGAAGCUGCUGCACUGUGACUGUCACCCCAGUCUGUAUUCCCAGAAGGAUCUGCAUGGUGUAGCCUUAGAGAUCACAGCACAGGGAAGAUGUUUCACUUCCAGGUUCCAAGCCUCUGCCAGCAACCGGAGAAGCCAGCGCUGCACUGCCAUGACCGGCCAGGCGGCCUGGUGUGCUCCCAGGAUGGCAUCUAGAGCAGAUAGCUGGAGAUGCAGUUCCCGAGUCCGGCUGUAUCCCUCCUGACCUGCAGUCAUGAUGCGGACCCAGGAUGGAUUAGCAGCGAGCAUGGGGUGGGGCAAGGGGGGAGUGUGAGCAUAGAACCAAAGACGGGGUCUUGUCUGACGGGGUCAUGUCUGGCUGAGAAGAGGCAGCAGAGAACGCUGCUCGUGCAGGCCGCAUCUGCAUUGCCACCCGUCCCUCGUGCCGCCCACCUGGCUGCCGGCCCACAGUGCUCCCCACCCCCACACAGACCUUUCCUCCGUCGGGCUGCGCUGACCUGCAGACAGCAGUGCGUUUUUACAGCCCUUUUUAAGAACCCAAAGUGGGUACAAAUGUAAAACCUGAAGGGGGACAGAUCCUCUGUAUGUUUAGUUAACAAAUUCUUUGUAAUGUAUUUUUUUAGAAAUCUUAAAAUUGCCUUUGCACUGAAGUAUUUUCAUAGCUGUUUAUAUCUCUUUUAUCCAUUUAUUUGCUAACAUAUCAUCUAAUUUAUAAAGUAUGUUUUUAAAGCUUUCAUUUUUUGAGUUUAUGAAAUUCUGGCCACUUUGCAUUUAAAUUCCAGGAGAAUUUGGCCGCGGCUGAGGAAUGUUAGGUUUCAGGUCCCGUUGUCUUCUCCACACCUCCUUAUCCCGGUGGCAGUGAGGGCGCAGUGGAAGCAGUGCUUUGCUCUGCUCCUCGGCAGUGUCGUCUGCUCUUCGUUCUUGCUUUCAUGCCCACCCUCAGCCUUCACGCUCACUCAGGCACCUGGUGGGGUCGGUCCCCACACCUCUGUGAUGCCAGCCUUCGUAUGAAGGCACCAGGUGUGCUCCACUCCACAGCGCCAGCUCAGAAGCUGCCCGGAACUUGUUAAACAUGUGUGCCUGGCCCUCAGAAUGGACGAAGGGAACGGGGUAAACAGCAGGAGAAAACCCAGAGGCCCUUUCAGACGAGGUGAGCAUGCCCCUCUGUGGGGGCAGUGACUGUCUGCUAGCCUUAGACUAACUUCAGAGCAGAUGGGUCCGCCGGAAGCCUCGUCCCAGGCUGGGAACCUCAUCUGUGGCUGCAGUGUGCAAAGCUGGCCAGCUGUGGCUCCUCAUGGUUUCUGAUGAUACAUGGCUCCUGUUUUUCACUGUCCCUCACUCACACCAGUGUCCUGGCCGUGUGUGUCCCCGCUCCCUGCUCACUGGUAGCCGCUAUGUGCAAGCUUGCAUGCACUAGUGCACACGUCCCACAAACACACGUGCCCUCCCACACUCCAUACACCCUGCCUCCUUCCCCAGCCCCUACGUGAAGCUCUGGGCAGGCUGGGCUGAUAAGGCCUCUGCGCACACACGCACACUUGCACCCACAUCCUUUGAAGGAGAUGUGGCCGCACUUGCACAAGGGCUUUGAAAGAUACAGCAGAACCUUGACCAGGCACCCCUGUCCCAGGAAUUCAGCACCCCAGGCAGACCUGCCUUCUUCCCAGGCCUCUGCCAAGCCACAUAACAGCCAGGAAAUGGGCAGAGCCCUGCCACCGGGCACUGCACAGUCUACAGAGCCACCCCCUCACGGCCUGAGCCAGGCGGAACAGGGCCGGCGGCAGGAGACAGGCCGUGUGUGACAGAUUCCAGCAGCCCCUGGGGUCACCCCUUGUCCUGCGUGGUCACCAGCCUGGCCCUUGGAAUGCCAGGCUCAUGUGGCCACAUUGACUGGUAUCGAACUCACACAACCACUUUUAUUUCACCAUAAUAUUAUUUAUUGAUAGCACAGUGUAACAGUUGGUCCUCGCAUUCUAUACUUCCUUUGGAAGUUACUAUAAUUUUAAAAACCAGAAACAAUACCAGUUGGCGAAUGCAAUCUUUUUAUUUAUUUUUUUAGCUAGGGGGUAGGUGAACAGGAAUGAAAACCAUUGAUAGAGUGUCUAUAAACAAAGCUUUACUAAAGAUGUGUUGGAAGCGUUAUGAAAGUCUUACUCUACUUUUGCAGAAAAAAAUCUAAAGAUCAAUUUAUAUAGCUUUAUUUUUUAUCUUAUCAGGAUAUACAGAAUUUUAAUAUGCAUAUAUCAUCUCUGACUUAAAAUUAUGAUGUGUGUCUGCAUUACCAUCUAAAAUGUCCAUUCAUUAUGUAAUGUACUCAAGAGAGACUUUGAAAAUGUAUUUCACAGAUUGGUCACCACCAUAAACACUGGAGUUUAUUUUUAAAUUAUUAAGUAGAGUAGGUGCAUUUAACAUAAAUCAUUCUCCAACAGUGAUGAUUCAUUAACCUGCUUUAAGACAUUAAAUUGUGAAUUAAACCAAAUGAAACAUUUCUGUAAAGUUUA